This is a messenger RNA of Giardia duodenalis, 2319 nucleotides long. Its product is annotated as Rrm3p helicase. Gene Ontology annotation, molecular function: DNA helicase activity; ATP hydrolysis activity. The transcript has a single exon. Lineage: Eukaryota; Fornicata; Diplomonadida; Hexamitidae. Gene Ontology annotation, biological process: telomere maintenance; DNA repair. The record is from RefSeq and is a predicted model, not a curated record. The coding region runs from base 1 to 2319 and encodes 772 amino acids.
AUGAAAGGCAUGCAGCUGCACGCUAAUCAGCCAUAUUAUACUGAUCUCUCAUUUGAGCAGAAACUAUUGUUCAAUGCAGCUGUGGUUCGACGCAAGUCCCUCUUCUUCUCAGGCUCUGCAGGAACGGGAAAAUCUCAUCUUUUACGUGCUAUCAUUAAAGGGCUAAGCAGGCUGGAUGAUAAUGAGAAGAUCGUUGUGACGGCGCCCACAGGAACAGCAGCUGUUAACAUUUCAGGCUGCACCAUUCAAAGCUUUGCAGGUUUUUUGGAUGAAAACUUGACAGAGCAGAAAUUCCCCGAUAUGCUUGCACGCGUACGCCGUGUAAAGCAGACCAGGAAGCGGUGGGUGGAGGCCACUGUCCUCAUCAUUGACGAAUGCUCUAUGCUGCAGGGCACAUACUUCGACUGCCUGGAGUAUGUUGCCAGGCACCUACGUGGAGGCGCAUCCAAGUCAUUUUUCGGUGGACUCCAGUUGAUCCUUUGCGGAGACUUUCUUCAGCUUCCUCCAGUGGUGAGGUCCAACAACCCUCUAGUGUGGCUCUUUGAAGCAACGGCUUUUCAGUUGAUUCCUCUUAAGGCAUCACUGACACAUUGCUUUCGGCAGUCGGACAAGAGUUUUAUAAACAUGCUUAACGAAACACGCAUAGGCUGUGUUUCCAAUCAGACUGAUAGUUUGUUACAAUCUCUCUUGAUUCAUGAAAAUGAGCUGAACAAUGAGCAUGACAAGAUAUCUGAGAAGGCGUAUAAAGAAUACUCUACAGAACUUGAGCGCCUAGAGAAUGAGAGUCAGAAAACAGAGGAGGAGCGUCAAUUUGCCCUGGAGAAGCUUGACGAUGUCACUGAUGACCUAUCUUUCAGACACAUGCUUUUAAAUCUAAUUCACAUCAACCGUAGGCGAUGCGAGCUAGAGGUUAAAAAGAUCCGGACAACGUAUGUGUCCCCAUCCUUUCCUGUUAGACUAUAUACUCACAGACAGGCCGUUGAUGAAUAUAACAAUAGCAACCUGCUAAAGGGGAAGCAGAUAGUAUUCAAGUUGCAAGCGGUUGACGAGAACCUUUCUGAUCAUCAGCAUCUGAUGGACCCGCCGCCGGUGAUUAGUAUCUCCAUUGGAGCCCAAGUUAUAAUAACAAAGAACAUAGAUGUGCAGCGAGGUCUGUGUAACGGUCGUCAGUGUGUCGUUAAAGAUAUCUUUUACUUCUGGUCCAAGGAGGGCAGUCGCGUUAAGCGCAAUGCUGCAUCAGAUCUUUACCGAUCUGACUUUAAUGGUGAGCUUUCUUCCGGCACUAAUGAGAUAACCCUAAACGUGGGGAUGCGGAUGGUAGUGGUGGAGGUGCAAAUCGGUAAUCAAGUCCAACAAAUACACCCAGUCACGUACGAAAUCAAGAAGGGCAACGAUGAUGUGAUAGGAAAACGCACUCAGAUACCCCUUGGACUAGCAUAUGCUUUGUCUAUCCACAAGUGCCAAGGAAUGACUCUAGAUACAGCAAUUAUCAAUAUUGAAAAAGCAUUCAGUCCUGGACAGGCAUACGUAGCGCUCAGUAGGCUUAGAACCAUAGACGGGAUAAGGCUAACGGGGUAUGCACGAGGUCGCAUCCGAGCCGACCAAAGGGCCAUGAGCUUCCAUGAAACGCUUCUUCAUAUCGACAUAUCCAACCCUGGAUCUCUGAAAGCAAAUGGACUCUGGUCAUUUGGGAACGAGGUUUGUCAGUGGAAAGCAGAUCGCAAAUGUCUUACCCACAGCAAGGGCUACGAGCUGGCGCCGCAAUACUCUGGGAUUAGGAAUCUUACAGACGCAUUCUCUGUCUUGGAAAGCAACUUACUGUGCCAAUCAAAUAGCUCUGUGCUAGCACCUGUUCCUCAAUUAUCGGCCACCUUGGACCCACCGUUUAUAACGAAGAAACCUAUCGGUGAGCAGAGCAACUCAAGUGUUCAAAAUGCUUCCUUGUUGACCGAAUAUCCCUCGGUCAAUGCUUCUACCAAUUCAGCACCUUCUAACACAAUCGGGAUUGUAGAUUUAACAUCAUCUCAAGGGGAGGAGCCAGUUUCAGAGCCCGAUCCCAACAAUGAAGACUCCGCAUCGAUACCUAAGCAACCGGAACGCAAGCAGUUAUUUACUGUUGAGAUGUUUUUGCCACAUUUGCACCGACUCAUAGAAGCAGAAAACAACCACCAGCCCAAGCUGAAGCCACUGCCGACCGACCUUUUUCUUCAGCAACAAAAGCAAGCAUUUGCUGCUAUCACUGCACAAACGACGAACACAGGAAGCUAUUUUUCCGGCGCUACUCCAUUCAAGCCGGCAGAUUCUGUGCUAUUUGAAUAA